Messenger RNA from Haliotis rufescens (red abalone), 910 nucleotides. RefSeq lists its product as uncharacterized. Lineage: Eukaryota; Metazoa; Mollusca; Gastropoda; Lepetellida; Haliotidae. The coding region runs from base 71 to 559 and encodes 162 amino acids. The transcript has 6 exons. The record is from RefSeq and is a predicted model, not a curated record.
AACUCUAACCAGUUGUAGGUGGCGUAUGACGUUUCCGUUUCCAUGAUUUGGUCUUUUCAGUGCGAUAAUUAUGUUUAUUCGUCUUAUCUAUGGCGAACAACAGAUGAUACUUGUAAAUCCGAACUGCACAGCCAAAUUAUUCAUCGACUACAUCAAAGCAACAUGCUCCUUUGACGAUACGGCUAUUAUUGAUCUGUGUGAUGAAAGUGGGAACCUUGCAUACAUCCACACCAAGCACACAACGGACAACGUCUUCAGUCUCACAGUGCCGAGGGCAACAUACAUGCCAGUUCUCAUAGAAAAGGGAGCGGAUGACAGCAUGAAGAGCAUCGUGCCGCUGCUGGUGGACUGGGACAAGACCUACCCUACACUGGACAGAAGGUUAAAGCAAUACACAGCUGCUGCCGAGAAGCCCAAGAAAGUUGUCAUUGAAACAAAAGGCAAGCGUCGAGAGAGACUCGGAGACCAGUCUCCGUCCCGCCGAAGCAGCUCAUCUGGGAAUUCGAACGAGAUGUCCCCCAGACCCAGCAACAUGGGCAAGAUUUCCCGCAAGAAGUGAUGCUCUCGAGAACACUUGUCUUCAUCACUCAUACUUAUUAGUUACUUCACUGCUAAAACGGCUAAAGGUCAACACCAGUGUUAGAGGUCCCACCUUGAAUUUUCAUUUGUGAAAGAAAAAUGUAAAUUUACCAAAAACAAAUUAAAUAGAGUGUAUAUUCCAUUGAACAUUAUAUGUGUAGUAGCUGAAACGUGGACAUAUAAAAACGGUAUGUAAUUACUUGUUUUACUGUUUCCCAUGUAGAAGGAACGAUGUAUACAGAUAUGUGGCAAUACUGCAUUGAAACUUGAAGACCUGGAUACUGCUGUUUGGCACAGUCACAGUAUGUUCAUAAAUCAAGUCAAACUCUCA